UGCGUCCGGGGCCCGGGGGAGCGGCUGCCGGGGCGCCUGCUCACGGGGGCGCUCCUCGCAUUGCUGUGGGGGAUGGUGUGCAGCGCGGCCCCCCUUCCUGGUAGUUUAAUGGUGUGCUGCACUGGGGAAGCGGAGCACCUAAGUAGUUGGCAGUACUGAGUGGGUGAAACAUAAGAAAACCUACUGUACCCCAGUUGUAACCAGAGUUGCUUAUCUGAGUUAGGUGGAUGCUGUGUUACAUACUUAAAUAGGGUGGUCCAAGAGAUCGAAUAAAGUGUGUUUAGCCUCACCCAGCAGACUGCUAGGCCAUGCUGGAUAAAGUGUAUUAAACAGAGCAGCGUGUAGUUCAGCUUCCUCUGUGUGUGUGUGUUUCGCAGCUUAAGGCGUCGGGCGUGGUCGUUGUUUCUGUGGUCAGUGGCCUUGCCUGGAAUUAUUUUGGCCCCCCUCUAUAAAUUUGCAUAUCUUUUUUGAAUCACUAUAAACUCACAGUUUCCUAAAAAACUAUUUGCAUGGAGCUGUAUUUCUCAGUUUUAUUGUAUGCUUUGUUUCUUUAGUUAGUUUUGUCACCAGCUGGUAUCAUCUGAUGCCAUCUUGCUUCUGUACAGAAAGAAGUCGUUAGCAAUUGCUCCCUUUGUCCAUUCUUGGAGGCAGUCACAGUACUCUAGGGCUGUGUCAGGUGCACUAACUUCGAUGCAGAAGAGUUCUAGUUUACAUACUUGUUUCUCAGUUGGGAGUUAAUGUGGUCUGAUUUUUUUGGCCCUUUCCUUUCUACUUGCAAGUGAGUUAAAUUCCAGGCCUAGGGCCAGGAGGUCCUUUCUUCACUUACAGGUGUGGUGUUCAGGUGUUGCUUUGAAAGCCACUGUGAAAAGAAUAUUGCAUAAGCUCUGGAGAGAGACGUAUAUCACAUAGACGAUAUGAUCGAGUCAGUCAAAGUAAGAAGACAGUGCAUGCUGGAUUUCUAUUCGCAUUAUGAACAUCUUUGUGCUCUUCAAGGCUCUGUCCCACUGAAAGCUGUGAAGGCUAACCUGAGUCGUCGUGCUCUUGAUCUAACUGUAGAUCGCAUCAAAGCUGCUGAUUGGAUACCACUUCUGAAUGCUAUCAGGCAUAAUAAGACUCUGACUUCUAUUGGAAUAAGAGCUUUUCAUCAACAUGGUCUUGAAGAAUCAGGUGUUGAAAGAUACAAAACUUACUUUAGAAGAAUUCCAGCAGUUCGAUCAAAAGACGUGACUGGCCAACUAUGCAAAGCUGUCAAAUGCUGUCUCAGCAUAUCAGAUGUACUAAAAAAUUUAGAACUGCAGGGUUUGCUUCUGAGGGAGAGAGAUCUAAUACUUUUAACAAAGGGCUUGGCCACAGCAUCGUCUCUGGAGAGUGUCUCUUUUGCCCACUGUCCAAUUGGAGAUGGAGGAUUAGAAACAAUCUGUCAGAGUUUAAAGAAUUCAGCUAAUAUCAGAUAUGUAAACUUCACAGGAUGUAGCCUCACAUGGCGAGGGGCAGAACAUAUAGCAAAUAUAUUGAAGCACCAGGCAAUGAAAAGACAUGGAGAAGCUUGGGCUGAAAGCCUGCGAUACAGGAGACCUGUUCUGGACUAUAUGACUGGCUUGAGGCGUGUUACUUUCAACUGCAACAUGCUUGUUGGAGAUAGAGGAGCAAGUGCCUUUGCAGAUUGUCUAGGAGAGGACCUUUGGCUAAAAGCACUUGAUUUGCAACAGUGUGGAAUAUCUAAUGAAGGAGCAAGGUCAUUAUUAGAUGCUCUUCAAACUAAUACAACAUUAGUGGUACUUGACAUAAGAAAAAAUCCAUUAAUUGAUACCAUUAUGAUGAAACGCGUUAUUGAAAAAGUUCUUAUGAAUGGAAAUAGUGCUAAUUUGGAGUAUAAGUGGCUGAUGUCUCCAUCUUCCAAAGAUGUUUUGAAAUCUAAACCGAAGAGAAGAACUAUUGUCCUAGGAAGUGGUCCAAAAGGAAAAGCUACUAUUCGUAUUGGGUUACCAUCUAAAAAGUCUGUAAGUCCUGGGAAAAAAAGUAUGUCUGUGAAAGACAGUUACUCACCAAAACCACUACCACCAGGCACAAAAGGCUUCCUUCCAUGGCGGACUGCAGAACGUGCAAAGAGAUGCAGAGGAGGGCCAGUGAAUGGUACUGAAGAAUUACCAGUGAAGACUGAGACAGGUAUUCCUGUGAAAGUGACAGUGGAAAGUGCUUCUACAUCUGAAACUGAAGACACAGAAGAUUUAGAUGUUGUUACCCACUACCCUGAUUUGUCAAAAUCAUUAGAUAAGAUUAGUGUAACAAAGCACCAACAGUUACAGGAGGAGCUGGAACAAUGCAUGGAAAAAUUAAAGGAAGAACAGAGCGCCAGAGUAAAGGCUGAGGAACGAAUAACGGAGCUGGAAAUUGAAAAUGCAAGAUUAAGGAAUCUAAAUAUCUCCCUGUCUGAGGUUCUUCAUGCGCAGUCAGUAACCAACAUGAUUUUGGAAGAUGAAGGUGUUCUGGGCAGCAUUGAGAGCUCUUUCCAAAAGUUUCAUGCUUUUUUAGACCUCCUUAAAGAUGCUGGACUUGGACAACUUGCUGUUUUAGCUGGGAUAGACCAGUCAGAUUUUGGUUUUUUGGGGGAUCCACAAAUGAAUUCUACUCUCAGUAAGUCUGCUAACAUGCUGAAGGAGAAGUCUUUUGAAGAAGAAAGACAUGAACAUAUCCAGAAUAGCAAAAACAGAGCUGGGGACAUCCAAGCUUCUCUUCCUGGCACAUUUCAAUCCCAGAUGACUGUGAAAAGUGCCUUCUCUGCUCUUAGACAAAUAGAAGACAUUCAGGCUUCUGAACAGCAGUACCAGCCCAGUUCACAGAAUGAAAAUGAAGCUCAAAUAAUUAACCAAAAGAAAGAGGAUGAACCUCAAAAUACUACUGCAACAUCCCCUGAGAGGAGAGUCAAACAAAAUGAACAAGCAAAAGGGCAUCAAUCAGCAAGGCAAUUGGUUACCAGUUGGCAUUCAUUUUCUGAUUCCAGUGUACAUAUUAAAAGUAAUGGUAGCAGAAUAUCCAGUGAUGCUUCUGGAGAAAAAAGCAGAAGUUGUUUCUCAAAGAAAUACAUUGCUAGAGCAAAUGAAAUGGCAAUUCCAAAUGAUGGAGCAAGCGGAGACCAAAGCAGACAGCAGACAGUAAACCGCUCUGGAACCGAUACUGUUGGAUCUGAUUCUGAAAUGCAAGAAAGUGUCAAAAGUCUUACCAGUACUUGAAAUGGUUCUAAAAUGUUUGGACUGGUUUUUACACUUGCAAGAGUAAAAACAGAUUUUGGAUGCCUCGGUAUAGCUUGAGAGUUUUUGUAAAGUAAUGUAGGCUUUGUAACCUUUUUAAGCAUUGCAUGCUGUUUUAUAUUCCUGAUCCAUGUUUGCAUCACUUGUUACUAGAUUUUUGGUUUUGGAAAGGUGAUAACACUGGUAAAAUGUUUCUACUACAUACAAAGGAUUCCCGGUAUAUGGAUUUUGUUGUAUAUCACAGAUCUCAUUAUACAGUGUAAACUGUCUUGAGCUAAUAAAUUUAAUUUGAUUACA
Molecule: messenger RNA, 3545 nt
Organism: Melopsittacus undulatus (budgerigar)
Lineage: Eukaryota; Metazoa; Chordata; Aves; Psittaciformes; Psittaculidae
Gene: CEP78
Product: centrosomal protein 78
Exons: 16
Coding region: 915-3230 (771 amino acids)
Cellular component (GO): centrosome
Molecular function (GO): protein binding
Source: RefSeq, a predicted model, not a curated record